AUGGCCGACAGAUCGUUAGCUUCAGAGCUCGAAUCGUUGUCUAGAAGACUCUGGUGUCUUCGCCGGGACAAUGCAAAUGGAUUUGAGAGUUUCUCAUCUUCACAAAACGCCUUCAUUUUGACAACUUUGCAAACAAACCAUGAGUUGUGGGAAGAUACUGUUCUGGACUUUGAAGAAGGCCACUCAAACAGCCUCAAUGACGUACGGCCAAUUCAGCAGAGCACGACGCAGGAUGAGAACGAUGGGGGCUGGAUGGGCGGACCUAGCCCAGUCCCAGGCUCUUUCCCCCAGAACAACAUUGCCUUAGUGCCGGGGGGUGGAAGACCUCAAUCACAACCCAUUCAUACAAGUAACGCGAUGCCUCAAGCUACGUUCAAUCAACCGAUGCCCGUUACGCAGCAAUUGAAUCACCAGGCACCAAAUGCAAAUGCUCGGCCAGCUGGCCCGCCGCCCAUCAAUGGACGAAUUUCCCCGAAUCCUAUGCGCCCAAAAACGCAGCAAAUGAGGAACACGCAGUCUCAACCAAAUGUAUCGCAGACUUAA
Messenger RNA from Bacidia gigantensis, 543 nucleotides. RefSeq lists its product as uncharacterized. Bases 1 to 543 code for a protein of 180 amino acids. Lineage: Eukaryota; Fungi; Ascomycota; Lecanoromycetes; Lecanorales; Ramalinaceae. The transcript has 2 exons. The record is from RefSeq and is a predicted model, not a curated record.